This is a messenger RNA of Owenia fusiformis, 907 nucleotides long. The record is from the annotation of a GenBank genome assembly. Lineage: Eukaryota; Metazoa; Annelida; Polychaeta; Sabellida; Oweniidae.
AAAAAAGCACAAAGUUCCAGCAUUGAAAUUAAACAGCAGAUUGUCGUCAUUUGCCCAGAAGUAUGCUGAACAUUUAGCUUCUACUGGGAGCUUUCAGCACAAUAAAGGCCUCUUCAAAGGGGAACAAAUAGGAGAAAAUCUUGCAUCAAAAAUGUCAAGUCGUGGAGGGGCUGAUUAUACAGGAGAGGAGGUGACAGAAAACUGGUACAGUGAAAAUACAAAAUACAACUACAACAUUGAGGCUCAAUCUCAGAGUGCAGGCCAUUUCACACAAGUUGUAUGGAAAGGAAGCAAAGAGCUUGGGAUCGGGAAAGCACUAAGUAAAGAUGGCAGAUGUGUGGUGGUAGCAAACUACAAACCCGCUGGUAAUCUAGUCGGCCAUUUCAAGGAAAAUGUUCUCCACCCAAAGUGAGGGAGAAUGUUGGCAGGAGCACUGUAUAUAUGUAGGGUUUGGGACAUUGACACAGUUUAAUUAUGAACACAUGCAUUAUUUUAGCUCAUAAUAAUACGGUGCCUUCAAGCAAAUCUCAUCAUGGUUUUAAUACACAAAAUACAUGUAGAGUAGGUACACUUGUAAAAAGCAAGGAAUUCCUGAAAGAGCCAGUUUUGAAUAAGUUUUGGUUUUAUUUUUUAAAGCAGUUGUGACUAUCGAAAAUAGAGUAAAACUGGAGGACAGGAAUGCAAUACUAUUUAUGCAAAUGAAAUUAAGUCUUGCAUCAGGCCCUGGUGCCCCUAAACCUCUAGCUAAGUACAAUGUAUGAUGAAUGGAGGAAGUAAGAGGUUUGAGACUAAUGAAACAAUCAUCAUCUGGCCAAACCUUAUUAAUUGCAUGCCAAAUGACUUGAACAUUAUAUUAAGUUUUUAUACUUUACGGAAAUGUAGUUAACAACUCUUAGCUCCAAAUUAC